UCGAUUCGGGGAGUUCUGAGCGGAUUCAGAAAUUCCGGGGUUUGUGACGUGUGCAGGGCGCGGCGCGGAGGGAGAGAGACGGAGAGACGGACAGGGUGAGACGUACAGAAUUUUGCUGUCCACUCAUCUGAAAUCGAGCAUCUAUGGCGGCUAAGGGGUCACGUGGGACCAUCCGGGACUUCCCGGGAUUCAACGCAGAUGCGGACGCGCAGAUUCUGCGCAAGGCCAUGAAGGGCUUCGGCACGGAUGAGAAAAGCAUCAUCGAUGUCCUCACGCGGCGCAGCUUCGCCCAGAGACAGAAAAUCAUCGAGGCCUUCAAGACCGCUUUCGGCAGGGACUUGGUGGCGGACGUGAAGUCGGAGGUGUCGGGGACGCUGGAGCUGGUGUUGGUGGCGCUGCUCACGGCGCCAGACAAAUACGACGCCGCCGAGAUGAGGUUCGCUCUCAAGGGAGCUGGCACUGAUGAAGACAUCCUCAUCGAGGUGCUGGCAUCACGAACUAACCGCCAGUUGCAGGCGCUGGUGCGGGCCUACAAGCACGACUACGACAGCAGCCUGGAGGAUGACAUCUGCUCCGACACCGACCACUACUUCCAGCGCAUGCUCGUGGCCCUGCUGCAGGGCAACAGGGAUGACGAUGGACCGGUUGACGCUGAGCUGGUGAAGAAGGACGCGCAGGUGCUGCUCGAGGCCGGCGAAAAGAGCUGGGGAACGGACGAGGAGAAGUUCAUCACCGUGAUGUGUCUACGCAGCUUCACACACCUGCGCAGAGUGGUGGACGAGUACAAGUCUCUGAGCAAGAAAACGCUGGAGGAGAGCAUCCAGUCAGAGAUGUCGGGCUCCCUGGAGAGGCUGAUGAUGGCCGUGGUCACGUGUGCUGUGAGUACCCCCACCUACUUCGCUGAGCGACUCUACAAGGCCAUGAAGGGCGCGGGCACGGACGAGCGCACGCUGCUGCGAGUCCUCGUCUCCCGCUCCGAGAUUGACCUCGGGGACAUCCAGGAAGUGUUCGCCAACAAGUACGGUGGCCCUCUCGCCACCUCGAUCCAGGGGGAGGUGGGGGGAGACUUCAGGGAGACUCUACUCAAGCUCUGCUCCCCUUAGUCACCCUCAGCCACUCAGUCACCAUCACACUCACAGUCACCCUCACAGUCACACUCACAGUCACACUCACAGUCACACUCACAGUCACCAUCACAGUCACACUCACAGCCACCAUCACAGUCAC
Messenger RNA from Petromyzon marinus (sea lamprey), 1227 nucleotides. The record is from RefSeq and is a predicted model, not a curated record. Lineage: Eukaryota; Metazoa; Chordata; Hyperoartia; Petromyzontiformes; Petromyzontidae.